CCGCUGCUGACGUUGAUCGGGUGUUCAUUCAGCUUAGCCGGAAGUCAGUGCGGAGAGAGAAGGCUAAUUAUUACUCUGCUGAUUUGUAGCUCGGAUUGUCCCUUUAUGGUGGAUUUAUGUGAGAAUAUGUGAUCGUGUGUGUGGAAGGUUUCUGUCAGCGUGAGCUCGGUGUGGGAUGUCAGGGUUGGACUUUAAACUCAGAGUUGGAUGUAGACGUCACACACUGUUUCAUAUUCUCCUGACGUAAGCUCACGAAUGUCCCGAACACUAACAGCCAUGAGUGACAGCACGGUGACCAGCGGCCAGCAGCAGUGGUCGGGGCCCGCACAGACACCGCAGCCCUCCAGGGGGCCCUUCAUUUCGGUCUUCACAAACAGGACCACCAACCUGCUGAUCCGUGGGGCCAUGCUGUUCUCUGUGGGCGUCUUCCUGGCCCUGGUGCUGAACCUUCUUCAGGUGCAGAGAAACGUCACCCUCUUUCCUCCUGAUGUCAUCAGCAGUAUCUUCUCCUCGGCAUGGUGGGUGCCGCCCUGCUGUGGCACCGCCUCAGCGAUGAUCGGCCUGCUCUACCCGUGCAUCGACAGCUGUCUGGGUGAACCACACAAGUUCAAGCGGGAGUGGUCGAGCGUAAUGCGAUGCGUUGCCGUGUUCGUGGGGAUCAACCACGCCAGCGCUAAAGUGGACUUUGCCAACAACGUCCAGCUGUCUCUGACUCUGGCGGCGCUCUCCAUCGGCCUGUGGUGGACGUUCGAUCGCUCCCGCAGCGGCUUCGGCCUCGGCGUCACCAUCGCCCUGCUGGCAACGCUGGCGACGCAGCUCCUGGUUUAUAACGGAGUGUUUCAGUAUACAUCUCCAGACUUCCUCUACAUCCGCUCCUGGUUGCCUUGCAUCUUCUUCGCCGGGGUGAUAACGAUGGGAAACAUCGGGCGGCAGCUUGCCUUGUACGAGUAUAAGUUCAAUCAAGAGAAGACCCAUCAGGACUAAGAGAACUCCGUCAGGACUCUUCUCAUUAAGACUUUGCACCAACCUGAAGCAGGUAAUCACAGGUAACUAAGCGGGACCUGCUGGCCCUGAUGAGCGUGCAGGAGGUGGACCCAUCUCCUGACUGACUGACUGACUGAUUGAUUGAUUGGUGCUUUCUGCUGGAGGACAGUAUUUUUGAUCGCUUCGAGAGCGACGGUGAGCGACAGGAGCCGAGUUUGUGGUGUUUUCCUCUCGGCUGGGGUUUAUCUCCGCUCACCUGGAGGGAAGGGAUUAACGGCGGAGCGUCUAUCGUUCUGCACAUCAGCUCAAAUGUUUGAAACCUUUGGCUCCUUUGUGCCAAACACAGACACACGCGGGAUCAGUCUGAACGUCUGCUCUUAUCUCCGGAUUCUUUCACGUAUCAGUGGAGAACACACACAGACACACAGGAACUUAUACCUCCACAGAUAUGCAUCCAUAUACCAGACUCUAUGUAUGUUAUUAGCUCCUGUAUCUAGAGUUGGAUGUUCUUGAUAAAGGAAUGAUGAUGUGGCUGUUCACCUGUCUGUUUCCGGCUGCGAGGACUCAGUGUUCACCUGCAGUAAGUGUCUGCUCACAGGUACAGUAUCAUCGGAUCCAAAGAGAGCUGUAGUUUGGAUUUUAAAGGUGCAGUUUAAAGUUUGGGUAUAGUAUUUAAACAUCCUGACAAAGUGCUCAAAGAGGAGUCCCAGGAGUCACACUCAGCAUUGUUGCACCUCUCUAGCUCCACAAAAGCAUCACCACAAAGACACGACACCUCUUCUGUGCUAAAAAAAAGCCAUGCAUCUUAUACAAAAAUUGUUUCAUGCAUGCAAAGGUUAACCCUGCAGACAUGUUCUCACUCUCAGCUCUUCAGAUCCAGCAACUUUGCAUCAAAUCUAAUGAUCCAGGUACACGUGAGUCAUCACCAGCAGGAUGCAGAGCUGCAGCUGGAGACACAAACGUCAAAUCUCUGUUUUUAUUUCCAGAUAUUUGCAGAGAUUUUGUAUCUUUCAUGAUACUCAGCUGCAAGAAGUAAAUACUGACUGUAGUUUGAACAUAAACAGGUGUAAGUUUGAGCCUUACAUCAUCAUGCAUCAGAGAUUCAUACACUUCUUAUUAAGUCACUUUGUUUUAAAAGACACCAAAUAUCCCCUGUAAGUUGAUGAAUCCAUCUGAACAUGUAUUAAUGCAUCAAAUAUUGAAGCAUAGUCUUCAGAAAUCCAUAAACGCAUCUUUAUCCUUUGUCACAAGGAGAGUCAGUGAGCCCCCUGACUGAACACAAACUGCUCCUGUGUUUUCAUUUGAGUAUAGAUAAAGUUUAAAAUACUUUCCACCUUUUUCAAACAUUAUUUUUCAGUGUUUUGGUGAAAAAUGGUCAAAAAGAACAUUUUCUUUUCCUCAAACAUCCCAGAUUCAAAGUUAAGUGAAGUUAAUAAGUUGAGUCUACAUAUUUAAGACUGCAUCACAUGAAAUUAAAGCUGUGUUAGCUCAACACAUAUAAACAUCUAACCGACUGAUUUUCCCUGUGUUAUAAAAUACUAACCGUGUUUGAGAGUGAGGUGUCGUCUGGAUCUAGCUUGUGUCUUUUGGCGAGUUUUUACAAAAAUGAAAAUACUCUUAAGGCUGAUAUUUAUAUUCCUAAAACAGAGAUGUUCCUGCAAACAUAUUCAAAAUAAAAUCACACACCUGCAGUGUUUAACGUGUUGAGGAUCCUCUCUGUGUGUUUGCGGAGAGGAUGGAUUUAAGACUCUCCUGUAGAAACUAGAAGAUAAAACAUGGAGAGUAGAAACAGGGAGUGUGUUCAUACUCCACUGGGACUGUUUUUAUGAUCAUUUGUGGUAAACUUUGUAAUUAGAGUAAAAGGUGUUUUGGUUGGAGUCAUUGACUUCUGCUGAAAAAUGUGAAAACAAAUGAAGGAGACAUUUUUAAUCUGUUCCUGAGGCUGGCAUGUUUUCUAAGAGCUCUGUAGAAAUUUUUUCAAACAUGAGAAACUGUCAGUUUCGGAUGAACUGUAUCAAAACAGAGAUUAUUACAAAUAAAAACUCCAUGUUAUGAUAAAUA
Messenger RNA from Notolabrus celidotus (New Zealand spotty), 3045 nucleotides. It is a transcript of the gene insig2, whose product is annotated as insulin induced gene 2. Bases 256 to 984 code for a protein of 242 amino acids. Gene Ontology annotation, biological process: SREBP-SCAP complex retention in endoplasmic reticulum; cellular response to insulin stimulus; cholesterol biosynthetic process. The record is from RefSeq and is a predicted model, not a curated record. Gene Ontology annotation, cellular component: endoplasmic reticulum; SREBP-SCAP-Insig complex. Lineage: Eukaryota; Metazoa; Chordata; Actinopteri; Labriformes; Labridae. The transcript has 7 exons.